CUGUAGGAAACAAGCUCAAACCAGUUUCUGUUGAGCAGAAGAGAAACUCCCACACUCCUUGUUACUAAGAGCAGAAAUGGCACAUGGAGGAGUUCAACUAAACCAAGGUAACUUCUCCUGUUCAAUCUGUUUGGAUUUACUAAAGUAUCCUGUGACCAUUCCCUGUGGACACAGCUACUGUAUGAACUGUAUUAACGACUUCUGGAAUGGAGAAGAUCAGAGGAGGAUCUACAGCUGCCCUCAGUGCAGGAAGGAGUUCAGACCGAGGCCUGGACUGGAGAAAAACAUCACGUUAGCUGCCUUAAUGGAGGAUGUGAAAAAGUUAGGACUCCAGGCUGCAGCAGAUGAUCACUGCUAUGCUGGACCUGAAGACGUGGCCUGUGAUGUCUGCACUGGGAGGAAGAGGAAAGCUGUUAGAUCCUGCUUCACUUGUCCAGCUUCUUACUGUCAGAAUCACCUCCAGCCUCACUAUGAUGUCCCUGGAUUAAAGAAACACAAGCUGGUGAAUCCUUCCAAGAAUCUCCAGGAGAACAUCUGCUCUCGUCAUGAUGAGGUAAAGAAGAUCUUCUGUCGUACUGAUCAGCAGUGUAUCUGUUAUCUCUGCACCAUGGAUGAACAUAAAGGGCAUGAAACAGUCCCAGCUGCAGCAGAAAGGACUGAGAAGCAGAAGAAGCUCCAGGAGAGACGACAACAAAUCCAGCAGAGAAUCCAGGAGCAAGAGGAAGAUGUGAAGCUGCUUCAACAGGAGGUGAAGGCCAUCAACGGCUCUGCUGAUAAAGCAGUGGGGAACAGUGAGAAGAUCUUCACUUGUUUGAUGCGUCAGAUCCAGAAAAUAAGCUCUGAUGUGAAGCAGCGGAUCAGAUCCCAGCAGAAAACUGAAGUGAGUCGAGUCAAAGAGCUUCAGAAGAAGCUGGAGCAGGAGAUCACUGAGCUGAAGAGGAAAGAUGCUGAGCUGAAGAAGCUCUCAAUCACAGAGGAUCACACCCAGUUUCUCCAGAACUACCCCUCACUGUCAGCACUCAGUGAGUCUACACACUCAUCCAGGAUCAAUAUUCGUCCUCUGAGAUACUUUGAGGAUGUCACACCAGCUGCGUUAGAGCUCAGAGAGGAACUAGUGGACGUCCUGAGAGACACAUGGACAAACAUCUCAGAAGCAGUCACUGAAGUGGACGUUUUACUGUCAGAACCAGUGACAAGAGCUGGAUUCUUAAAAUAUUCACAAAAAAUCACUUUGGAUCCAGCAACAGCAAACAUGAAUUUACUACUAUCAAAGGAAAACAGACAAGUUAAAAGAACAAACUGUGAACAGUCUUAUCCUGAUCAUACAGACAGAUUCACUGAUUAUAAUCAGGUCCUGAGUAAAGAACCUCUGACUGGACGUUGUUACUGGGAGGUGGAGUGGAGAGGAAAGGAGGGAAUAGAUGUUGCAGUUUCAUACAAGAACAUCAACAGAACAGGAUGGUUAAAUCAAUGUAAAUUUGGAUACAAUAGCAAAUCUUGGUCAAUAUGCUGUAAUGCAAACAGUUACGCAUUUUUUCACAAAGGAGUUAAAACUCCAGUAUCAGGUCCAGUUUCGUCCAGAAUAGGAGUGUAUCUGGAUCACAGAGCAGGUAUUCUGUCUUUCUACAGCGUCUCUAAAACCAUGACUCUCCUCCAUAGAGUCCAGACCACAUUCACUCAGCCUCUAUAUGCUGGGAUUGGGUUUAAAGAAUUUAAUGAGUCUGAGAUGAAAAUUCGUAAGAGUCUAGUAGGUGGAGAUUCUGUUGAGUUUCUUAUACUGAAAUAGUCAGUAUAAAUAGUCAGGAUAAACUCCCAGAAACCUCCAGCAGAACCAGGAUCUGUGUGAGCGGCUUUCUGCCGGCUAGGGUUCAGGGAGAAAGUAGUAGACGUGCAAAAAAUAAAUAAAUCUUUGUACAAAAAUAUUCUUUCUGUUCAGUUUUGUUGUGAUUCAGAUCUAAAGAAAAGCAUCGUCUCCUGCUCAGAUCCUGCAAUUCAGUGAAAAGGUGGAGUCAGAGUAAAAAAAAUUGCAAGCCCAGGAGAAAGAGAGGACUGGAGGAGUGUGAGGGAAAUUAGCUGUCAUUCGGCUGGAGUUUGACGGGGAAGUGCCAUUAAAUGGCCGCUACUGUAGAAGCACUGAUCCAUGUCUAGUAAUCAAUUUGGCUGUAUGAUCUGAUUGAACUGUAAAGUGCCUUAAGAUGACAUGUGUUGUGAAUUAACACUAUAUAAAUAAACUGAAUUGAAUUGAAUUGAU
Molecule: messenger RNA, 2251 nt
Organism: Cyprinodon tularosa
Lineage: Eukaryota; Metazoa; Chordata; Actinopteri; Cyprinodontiformes; Cyprinodontidae
Product: tripartite motif-containing protein 16-like
Exons: 1
Coding region: 77-1786 (569 amino acids)
Molecular function (GO): protein binding; zinc ion binding
Source: RefSeq, a predicted model, not a curated record